Molecule: messenger RNA, 743 nt
Organism: Dendroctonus ponderosae (mountain pine beetle)
Lineage: Eukaryota; Metazoa; Arthropoda; Insecta; Coleoptera; Curculionidae
Product: proteasome subunit beta type-2
Exons: 3
Coding region: 105-707 (200 amino acids)
Biological process (GO): proteasomal protein catabolic process
Cellular component (GO): proteasome core complex
Source: RefSeq, a predicted model, not a curated record
AUGUCAAAACUCACCCCUAACCUCCAAACGUUAUUACCAAGCGAUUUUCUAAGCAAAUUGGAAAACUUUUGAACCAGGUUCACUUUGAGCAAUUUGCCGUAAACAUGGAGUGUCUUUUGGGAGUGAAAUUCAACGACUUUGUGAUAAUCGCAGCGGAUAGAACUGCUGCCAACAGCAUCAUGGUAAUGAAGUCAGAUGAAAAUAAGAUCUAUAAACUCUCUAACCAGUUGGUGAUGGCCGUGUCCGGCGAAUCUGGCGACACCACGCAGUUUGCCGAAUAUAUUGCAAAAAACAUUCAACUGUAUAAAAUGAGAAACACUUACGAACUGAGCCCCAAGGAAGCCUCAAGCUUUACUCGAAGGAUUUUGGCUGAUACUCUUCGAACAAGAUCUCCAUACAUGGUAAAUCUGCUAUUGGCCGGCUAUGACGAGAAAGAAGGACCGCAGCUGUUCUACAUGGAUCACCUGGCAUCAGUAGCCAAAGUAGAUUAUGCUGCCCAUGGAUAUGGAGGCUUCUUUUCGCUUUCCAUUAUGGACCGCAACUACUUGAAAACAAUGACCCAAGAGCAGGGCUAUGAGCUUAUGAAGAAGUGCGUUGAGGAGGUUCAGAAACGGCUGAUCAUCAAUCUGCCCAACUUUAAGGUGCAAAUUGUAGAUAAGAAUGGAAUCAAAGAUAUGCCCGAUAUUACUGCUAAGUCAUUUAUGUAAUAACGUGAUGCAUUUUCAAUAACAUUUUUUUCUAAA